AAAAAUGGUCCACAUCAAAAAAAAAAAAAUCUUAAAAAAAGAAGUCACGUUGACCCAACGUGGAGGACAGACUGGGUGGAGAGACAAGAAGAGCCUUAGCCAAGGGCUGGAGUCACGCACUGCCCCCAGUCCCCUCCUCAGAACCACACCUUACACUUGCGUAGUCCCUGUUCACACAGUGCUCACACAUUGUGUUCAUCUGAAGGGAGGCGCUGUCUAAUGUGGACCCUGUCAUCCCGGGAUUUGGCCACGGGGUGAAAUGCCCAAGAUUGCCCGGGGAAUCGCCAGCCAGCUCACCAGAGCAGCCCGGUGCUCUAUGAAGCCCGUCCCGCUUUCCUUGCAAUCGCCAGCCUGACGUCUAGGUGGCGCCAAAACCUCACACUGAUUCCUCCCAGGUUGGGGCACCGCCCACGCCCGGGAACGGAGUUGUUCCAACUCAGUCCCUGCAGACUCCAGCUCAACUCAGCUGGCUGCCAGCUCAGCUUUCUGGGUUCCGUUCCGUCCAAGUACAGGGGCUGCAAACUUGCAAUUGUUGUUUCUGUUCUGCCUUCUACUUGGCUGGGACCCUGGCCUCCUCUAGGGAAAAGUAGGUGGGUCAGCCCUCACCCUCCCAUCUCAGCUUCAGGGACAUCACAGAGCAAGUACUGCAGCUGUUCUUUUCAAAUGUAAAAAAUAAUUUUACUGAAAAUAUAAUGACAUUAAGUUCACUUUUAAACUUAAUUUUUAAAAAAAUUAUCGAAGCAAUGUAUUCACAUGGUUCAACACAAUAGGCUCCAUUGACCCUCUUCAGAUAAUUAAAAUAUUGUUAACAAUUCAGCCACUCGCCCAACACCACCGGCAUAUACUACGUUUUCCAGAUCACCACCCACUGUUCUGAUAUUGCUUUUAACUGUAGCUGGUUAACAAAAUGGGAAAGAAUUCUUCAUUCAUUCAUUCCUUCUGCAAGUAUUUACUGUGAGUCAUUAGGCUAGGCUUUAUUGGAGGCACCGGGGAGGGCGAGGAAUUAAACAAGGUCCCUUCUGGCUGCGCUCACCUCCCAGCGGUGGAGCCGGACGGAGAGCCAGGGGCUAAGUCCCAGGAAGGAAAAUAGGGCAGGAUGCGGGGUGAGGGUGAUGGGGGGGUGUCAGUGGUCAAGAGAGAUCCUUCUGAGAAAGUGACAUUGAGCCGAAAACUAAAUAAAAAUUUGGGAGCAAUUUGCUGGGGGAGGAACUACACCUGUGGGUUGUGGAGCAGCUCCUCCCGCGCAAGCUUAACGAACACGAGGGUCAGGAUUCUUAGCGCCUCUCGGCCUGCUGCCCGCCCCUCACCGCCCCCGGCUCCCUCUCUUCCCAGGGCGCUGCCCCUUCCGGGGAGCGUGUGUGCGAGUGUGCGUGUGUGUGUGUGUGUGUGUCAGUGUGUGUGUUGCGGGGAAGGGGUCCUUCACCUCCCCGGGCCCCGGCUCCCUCUCCACUUCCACCCCCAGCGGCCCCUCCCCGGUGAGCGCGCCCACCUCCCCAUCCCCUAUCCUUCCCCUUCCCCAGGAGGAACGCAGAGCCGCAGCCGCGGGGAAACGUAAAGUUUCUGCAGCUCAAAAGUGACGCACAAAUUCUUUAAGAGCUCUUUGGCGGCGGAUAUCUAGAGAUCAGACCAUGUGAGGGGCCGAGAGUACAAAUACGGCCGCGCGGGCGUCGGCGUCGGCACAAGCAGCGACGCCCCGGUGCCUCGAGGGCGCGAGGGUCGCCCGCCUCGGAAGCUCCGGACCGGCCUCUGCGGACUCCCGGCAGAGCUCUCAACCCCAUUGAUAUCAAGUGCUGAGGAGACUCACAGAUCUGAGCACUAAGAAUUCAGGUCGGUCCUCGGCACAUGGGCGUCAGCAUCGUCUACUAGCUAGUAGGAUGGAGACCACACCCUUAAAUUCCCAGAAGGAGCUAACAGCAUAUGUGGAUGGAGAAGACUGUCAAGGAAACAGUGUUCUACAGAGGGGUGUCCCUGUCCCUGGGGAUAAGGCGGAGUCCAGCCAAAUCUCGAAUGGGUACUCAGCAGUUCCAAGCCCCAGUGCAGAAGACACUCAGCAUUCCAUCCCGGCUGCCACCACCACCCUAGUGGCUGAGGUUCAUCCAGGGGAACGGGAGACCUGGGGCAAGAAGGUGGAUUUCCUCCUCUCCGUCAUUGGCUAUGCUGUGGACCUGGGCAACGUCUGGCGCUUUCCCUACAUCUGUUACCAGAAUGGAGGUGGGGCAUUCCUCCUCCCCUACACUAUCAUGGCCGUUUUCGGGGGGAUCCCGCUCUUCUACAUGGAGCUCGCGCUGGGCCAGUACCACCGAAAUGGAUGCAUUUCGAUAUGGAGGAAAAUCUGCCCGAUUUUCAAAGGGAUCGGUUACGCCAUCUGCAUCAUUGCCUUUUACAUCGCCUCCUACUACAACACCAUCAUGGCCUGGGCGCUCUACUACCUCAUCUCCUCUUUUGCGGCCCAGCUGCCCUGGACCAGCUGUAAGAACUCCUGGAACACUGGCAACUGCACCAACUACUUCUCCGAGGACAACGUCACCUGGACACUCCACUCAACAUCCCCUGCAGAAGAAUUUUAUACGCGCCACGUCCUGCAGAUCCACCGGUCAAAGGGGCUCCAGGACCUGGGGGGCAUCAGCUGGCAGCUUGCCCUCUGCAUCAUGCUGAUCUUCACUGUUAUCUACUUUAGCAUCUGGAAAGGUGUCAAAACAUCUGGCAAGGUGGUUUGGGUAACAGCCACCUUCCCUUACAUCAUCCUUUCGAUCCUGCUGGUGAGGGGGGCCACCCUCCCCGGAGCCUGGAGGGGAGUUCUCUUCUAUUUGAAACCCAACUGGCAGAAACUCCUGGAGACAGGGGUGUGGGUGGAUGCGGCCGCCCAGAUCUUCUUCUCUCUCGGUCCUGGCUUUGGGGUCCUGCUGGCUUUCGCGAGCUACAACAAAUUCAACAACAACUGUUACCAAGACGCCUUGGUGACCAGCGUGGUGAAUUGCAUGACGAGCUUCGUUUCAGGAUUUGUCAUCUUCACAGUGCUGGGGUAUAUGGCUGAGAUGAGGAACGAAGAUGUGUCUGAGGUGGCCAAAGAUGCAGGCCCCAGCCUGCUCUUCAUCACAUAUGCGGAAGCCAUAGCCAACAUGCCGGCAUCCACGUUCUUUGCCAUCAUCUUCUUCCUGAUGUUAAUCACACUGGGCUUGGACAGCACAUUUGCAGGCUUGGAGGGGGUGAUCACAGCCGUGCUGGAUGAGUUUCCACACAUCUGGUCUAAGCGCCGGGAGUGGUUUGUGCUCAGCGUGGUCAUUACCUGCUUCUUUGGAUCCCUCAUCACCCUGACUUUUGGAGGGGCCUAUGUGGUGAAGCUGCUGGAGGAGUUUGCCACGGGACCCGCAGUGCUCACUGUUGCCCUGAUAGAAGCAAUUGCUGUGUAUUGGUUCUAUGGCAUCAAUCAGUUCUGCAGUGACGUGAAGGAAAUGCUUGGCUUCAGCCCUGGAUGGUUUUGGAGGAUCUGCUGGGUAGCCAUCAGCCCUCUGUUUCUCCUGUUCAUCAUUUGCAGUUUUUUGAUGAGCCCACCACAGCUACGACUUUUUCAGUAUAAUUAUCCUCAGUGGAGCAUCAUCCUGGGUUACUGCAUAGGAACCUCAUCUUUCAUCUGCAUCCCGAUGUAUAUAACUUAUCGGCUGAUCAUCACUCCAGGGACACUUAAGGAGCGUCUUAUUAAAGGUAUCACUCCAGAAACACCGACAGAAAUUCCCUGUGGGGAUAUCCACUUGAACGCUGUGUAAAACAUCAACGAAAGGAAAAUGGCUUCCCAACAAGCUCUUCCUCCAGUUCUGACAAGUCACACCUCGCCUUCCCCCUCUAAGUCAAUGAGCUGCCAGCUAAGCCUGCCGAUGGAAGGGCCUUCUUCAUAGAGACACAGUCCCAAAAGACUAUGGUGCCCAGACUCUUAUGGCCUCCAGCCACUUAUUUCUGUGAAAUCUCCCAGACAUGUUAUCAUGUUAGACUCUGUGAUGCAGCUGAAGUGGACUGCUUUGGAUGUGGGAGGGUGUGUAUGGAGGUGAUGAAAACCACAAUAUCGUCAGUUAGGAUUAGGUUUAGGAUCAAGUCUGUGAAAGUCUCCUGUAUCAUUCCUUGUUACGAUCAUCAGUAUUUAACAUCGUUUGCUUCCAAAGGUUUCACUGUUCAUGAAUGCAUAAACCAUUUAGAAGAAAACAGGGAUACUGUCUUGCUAGCCAUAUAUUUCCUGAGUAGCAUAGAAUUCUACUAUAGCUGGAAUCUACUAGAACCCUGUAACCUGUGUACUGCUCUGGAGUCAGGAGAGGAAGAUGUAAGAAGCUAAGCUGAAAAAUAAUGUGUACAUGUGAGCAUGUGUGUUUGUGUAUACUGUUGUUCCAGUGUAUCCCUAUCUCCAUUCUAAUACUUUGGGCCCAUUACAAACUUUAUGAAUUUCCUCUAGUUUUUCUUACAUUAACAAAUUCCACCUACUGAAAUUUGUAUGUAUGUUAUUAUUUGAAGGGUAUAAUUACUACAACACAAUCUGCCACCCGCUCCUUUUCCAAUGAACUUUAGCCCAUACAUCUUCCUUUAUGGGCCAUGCUUUAGUAUUUCUUGCACUUCACUGCCAUCUUCUUGUCUCUCUCUGCUAAACAUUCAGGAUAAUGUUCCACAGGCAAAUCUGGCCUAUUUCAUUAGUCACUGUGGCUUGGCUAUGAACUACUUUGAAGAUGAAUAUUGAUAAAUGCAUCUUCAGUGUUCAGUUGACUAUCUGGUUUAAGCUCUACUUCAAAUGACUCAGUUUAACCAUUAAGGUUACUUGGCUUUGUGAAGAAUGGAUAAAUCAAAUUUUCACAGAGUGUAGAGCUCUGGUACCCUGACCUAAACCAAGGUCAUCCUCAACCCAAAAGUAAUUGGAGAAUCUGGGUUAGCCUUAAAUGAACCUCCCCCCAACCCCUUGACCCUUCCUGGUUGGCUACCAGGAUACUGAGCCCUCCAGAUAAUUUUUAAGACUGAGUCUAAGUAAGCCUGAUUGGAAAAGGGUCAGUUAAGUGAAUAACCUUACACGCCACAUAAAACCCUUAAUACAGAUCAAGUACAUUUGACCUUCAGUGGCUUGGGACUCUCAGAUGCAUAAGUAGAGAAGCAAAUUUUACCUUGUAGUGUGAGAUUUCCUUACCAAAAUCUUAAAGGGAGUAAAGCCUAGUCAAUGAUAAAA
Molecule: messenger RNA, 5194 nt
Organism: Orcinus orca (killer whale)
Lineage: Eukaryota; Metazoa; Chordata; Mammalia; Artiodactyla; Delphinidae
Gene: SLC6A4
Product: solute carrier family 6 member 4
Exons: 14
Coding region: 1875-3764 (629 amino acids)
Biological process (GO): sodium ion transmembrane transport; serotonin uptake
Cellular component (GO): neuron projection; plasma membrane
Molecular function (GO): serotonin:sodium:chloride symporter activity; serotonin binding
Source: RefSeq, a predicted model, not a curated record